AUGAGCAUUCAAACAUUGCCAUUCGAAAUCCUUUCCCAGAUCUUGGAGGACGUCGCAGAGGCCAAUAUACGCGACGGGCCUACAUUCACCUAUGGGAUAUCAGGUGCAUCCAUGCUACUAUCUCCAUCGCACUGCCAGCGCUAUGUGAGAGGACUUCUUCCUUUGGAUCGGCUAAAGUGGGAUGUGAGUUCUGCACUGCGGCUAGUGUGCAGAAGGUGGCAUGACUGGGCCUUGGACUAUGCACUGCGCGAGCUCUACCUAAAAAACUGGGGAGGUGCAGAGCAAUGGUUUGACCUGUCUCCCCAUCGGCGCCUCUACCCACUCUACGAACUCAUCGAACGUCCAACGGGCAUUGCUGUCUACCGCAACCCUUUCGCCGCCCUGCAAAGGACGGCCAGUAUUUGUAGAGAGUUUCCUAGGUUUGGAUCUGCGAUUAGGCGCGUGUGUGUUCAUGGCUUCUAUACUGCCGAGACGAUUUCACUCGUCUACGAGUCACUGAAGGAAUGCGACAGUCUUACUUCGUUGUCAUGUCCAUGGACAGCCAUCCGGUACAUUAGUUCCGAAUCGUGGCAGAUGUUACUGACAGGUCGCCGAGUACGACUGGAAUCCCUCGAGCUGCAGUGCGUUGAGCCGACGACCCAGCAGAUGGCCGAAGAGACGAACUGGACCGAUCUCGACCCCCUGCCUUCAGUCGACUUUAGCUACUUGCACCGCCUGAAAAUCUUUGGGAACACAACCUUUAUGCCUAUCACAGAUAGAGACGUCAUUGCAAUCGCCCGCACUACUACAAGGCUUAGAGAGUUUUACCUGACUUGCAAUUCUUCGACAACCAUCGACAGCGUGGUGGCGAUGACUGAGGCAGCCCCCGCAACGCUUCGGGUUAUAGAGCACAGUCCUCGAUCGCAAGACGGGUUUUGUCAUUCGCACCCUGGCUCUCCCAACGGUGAUGCCGAGGACUACUGCGCAAUGUUUCGAAAACUCUCUCAACUGGAGACUUUGUCUGUGUCGGUGCCGAAAAUAUGCGCAGACUUUUUCCAUAACGAAUUUUGCAGGUUUUCUGGUAUUCUCCAAGUGCGCGCAGUUCAUAUCUGUGAGCAUGUAAGCAGCCGCUGGACGUCGAAAACCACAGAGGCUCUCCGAAUGCUCCUUGAUCAAGCCCGUCUGUUGAUAGAAAACUGCUCACGCCAUGCAAGGCAAGACCGCCUAUACAUAGAAUUCUUCUUCGCUGGCUACAUCUUCGACCCUGGGCUUCAAAAAGUGCACGGUGAUUUUUCGACACUACGACGGCUUUCUAGAGGCAGCUGGUCGCCUGUUGCAGUCUCCAGCAGCAAAGGGCCUUAUGGUAACACUGGCCUGUAUGAUACAAACGAAGGGGCUUCUUUCGAGCAAGUUGAUGAGGCUGACUUCCUGGGCGCGGACCGAUGGCUGUAUGUGCUGUAG
This is a messenger RNA of Bipolaris maydis ATCC 48331, 1440 nucleotides long. RefSeq lists its product as uncharacterized. Gene Ontology annotation, molecular function: protein binding. The record is from RefSeq and is a predicted model, not a curated record. NCBI's taxonomy places the organism in Eukaryota, Fungi, Ascomycota, Dothideomycetes, Pleosporales, Pleosporaceae.